AUGAGCCUGAACCGUCUUGCGGUGUGGUCCUCAACGUGUCUUUACGAAGAGAUUGUCUGGCUUCUGUUUCGCUUCGACACACGACGCACGCUUUCUGCCAAGGAAGGAAGUGUCCUUUUCCCGUCUUUGUUCCAGCCCAGUGCGUCAGAUGCCCUCCCGGUGUCAUCAGAUAUUAAAGCUGGGGGUUUCCUGGCCACACCUCCUCAGACUCACGUGCCUGGCCACGCCCCCUCGGACACACGUGCCUGGCCUCGCCCCCUCGGACAAACGCGCUUGGCCACUCCCCCUCAGACCCACACGCCUGGCCACGCCCCCUCGGACACACGCGCCUGGCCAUACCCCCUCGGACACACGCGCCUGGCCUCGCCCCCUCGGACAAACGCGCUUGGCCACGCCCCCUCAGACCCACACACCUGGCCACGCCCCCUCGGACACACGCGCCUGGCCACACCCCUUCAGACACACGCACCUGGCCACGCCCCCUCGAACAUGGCCUCGGCCGCGGUGCCCAGCGAGGACCUGCCCACCUACAAGCUGGUGGUGGUGGGGGACGGGGGGGUGGGGAAGAGCGCCCUCACCAUACAGUUCUUCCAGAAGAUCUUUGUCCCGGACUACGACCCGACCAUCGAGGACUCGUACCUCAAACACACGGAGAUCGACGGGAGCUGGGCCAUCCUGGACGUCCUGGACACAGCGGGGCAGGAGGAGUUCAGUGCGAUGAGGGAGCAGUACAUGAGAACAGGAGACGGUUUCCUCAUCGUCUUCUCUGUGACCGACCGAGCCAGUUUCCAACAUGUGGACCGCUUCCACCAACUCAUCCUGAGAGUCAAGGACCGAGAAGCCUUCCCCAUGGUGCUGGUGGCAAACAAAGUGGACCUGGUUCAUCUGAGGAAGGUGUCGUCAGAGCAGGGUCAAGAGAUGGCCUCAAAGCACAAUAUCACGUACAUAGAGACCAGUGCCAAAGACCCUCCCAUGAACGUGGACAAGGCCUUCCACGAGCUGGUCCGGGUCAUCAGGCAGCAGGUUCCAGAGCGACACCUGAAGAAGAAGAUGAAGUGGAGAGCGGAGCGCAGCGCGGCACAUCGACACCGACUGCACUGCACCCUCUUGUGA
Molecule: messenger RNA, 1113 nt
Organism: Knipowitschia caucasica
Lineage: Eukaryota; Metazoa; Chordata; Actinopteri; Gobiiformes; Gobiidae
Source: the annotation of a GenBank genome assembly